AUGCGACUCAAACCGACAUCCGGCGCCUCAAACAUACAGGCUCGUUGCAUUAGUCAACGCUUGUUGAUCAAGACGUCGGUCGAAUUACCUAUCUGGCGCCGGCCCCCGCGUUACAACGGCACGAGUCAUGUCCUCCAGUCACCAUGGCAGCUCUCGUAUCCAGUUCCUCCACCCUCCACGGAGACAUGGCCCAAUCAAUCGCAGGAUAAAACCAACUCACUGGAGUAUUGUUACCCAUCAUCCGGUGAAAGCACGACAUUCUUACUCGUCGUCUCGACUGCACCAGCCUAG
Molecule: messenger RNA, 291 nt
Organism: Penicillium diatomitis
Lineage: Eukaryota; Fungi; Ascomycota; Eurotiomycetes; Eurotiales; Aspergillaceae
Exons: 3
Coding region: 1-291 (96 amino acids)
Source: RefSeq, a predicted model, not a curated record